AUGAGCGCCCGGACACUAACCAAUGUCGUAAACGACCAGACUGUUGCCCUCAAUGCCCUCAUCUAUGGAUAUGCCGGCCACAGUCUCGUCACUCCCCAGCAUGCCCUCCAGCAGAUCUGGUGGACCGAGGAGAGGAUCAAUGAAAAGGUCACCCAAGAAUUCGUCAUGUCUCGCCUACAGCCUCACGACAGAGAACGUCUUACCCAGCCCGUAGGAUUUGGCGACCUGAGCGACGACACGUACCUUGAAUGGAUAAUAGAAAAGGCCCGCCGCUUGUUCCUCGUCCUCGUCGAGAUUGGCGAGGCAGACCGCAUUUUUGCCGUCGUCGACAAAUCCUGGGAUGACGACGACCUCCCGAUUGGGCUAGAUGAUAUUGAGCAGCUGUCGCUCUCCAAUCGCCGCGACAACCACGCCAAUGCCCGCUUCUACCACACCCAAUUUGCCUUUUUGCUGCGAGAGCUGCGAGAGGGCGUCCACAUCGACUAUGCCGAGAACGAGGAGCUGCCUAUUGAAAAUGUCAUGUCCCUUCCCGUCGCCGUGACCUUGCAGCCCUGGUCGCGCAUACACUUGCCCAAGAAGCCAAAGGAAAUCUACAUGCGCCGCAGGUUCGCCCUUGGCACUGCAGAUGACCCCGAUGCCUUCCGCCAAGAUUUUAUCCUCGAUGUGGAGAGUGCAAGGAUGGUCGAACACGACCACAUUGCCCCUGUCUGGGCCUCGUACACCGCAAAAGGCCAUGGUUACAUUGUGAGUACCUUUGUGGGCCACCAUACUCUGCGCACCUUCAUCGACCAUCGCAACCCGGCGCAAUACCAGAAAUUGCCAAAACCCGAACGACGGUGGCUAGUGCUCAACUGGCUGCAUUGUCUGGCCGACGCCAUUUCGACACUGCACCAAAACGGCUUCUGUCAUUCCGCCAUCCGGCCAUCUAGAAUACUCAUUGAUGAACAGAAUGCCAUUGCCUUUAGCGACAUUGGCAGCCUAGAGACAUUCCAGAAAGACAAGAAGCCCGAUGCCAUGGAUGCAUACAUUUACAGCGCCCCCGAGGCACAUGCCAGUCCAGACCCGCCCGGUCUGCAAUCCCCUCCACAUACACCCAGAGUCCCAAACAGGCAACACGCAUCUGUGAUGAGCAAAAGCUCAUCAGGAUCCUCGAAAAGCGGGGGUUCGCAGCGCCAGAAGCUGACCAAACCCCUGAAUACCGACUUUUCAGGCUUCAACUUUGGAUUCAAAAAGUCUGACCGAGCGCCUGAGCAUCGCUCGCGCGUGAGCGAAACCGAGAAAGCAGACAUUUUCUCUUUGGGCUGUGUGUUUCUCGAACUGAUUACCUUCAUGCUGAAGAAGAAGCCUCAUGAUUUCAUCAAACACCGGUCCUCAAAACUAAAAAUCAGUACCGGCGGCAAGAGCUCGCGCACCGAUUCGUCGUAUCACGCCAAUCUUGACAAGGUCGAGACUUGGAUGGCAGUGCUAGAAAAGGCAUCACUCGAAAAUGAUGACGAUGCAAUCCGCGCAGUCCCCAACAUUCUAAAUCUGAUCCGAACUAUGCUCAGCAAAGACCCCAUGGAACGCCCAUUGGCACGUGACGUGCGAGACGACCUAUUUGACAUUCUUCAAUGCACUUCGAUGCUUGACAUACAUUGUGGCGCACACAAGCAUGAUAUCGGCAUCGCGGCAUCUGCAUUUUCAAGUCGAGAGAGAGCAUCGAGUAUGGCGUCGUUUUCAACCAUGUCGACAAUGAGCUCGGCCUUUUCCGAUACCGACACAAUACGCUCUGGCACGACGCAGGUAAACUCCAUCUUGGACUACUAUUCUGACAAGCACACACUGCCUGGAAUCAUAGAGGAUGACAGCGCUUCGCUACAAACGCUGGAGCCACCAGCCACAUCGCCUUGUGCCGUCAAGUACAAUGAAACGCCAAGACUGCCAGACUCUCCGACGAUGCCUGAACCACCACAGUCACCCUCUUCGCCCGCGUACGCGCGUGGGCCUAGUCCAUCGAGACCGACCGCGUCAGCUGCCAAGGUGAAGCCAUGGAACAAACCAUUCCUUCUGCUUCCAUAA
Exserohilum turcica Et28A is the source of this 2058-nucleotide messenger RNA. RefSeq lists its product as uncharacterized. The coding region runs from base 1 to 2058 and encodes 685 amino acids. Gene Ontology annotation, molecular function: ATP binding; protein kinase activity. NCBI's taxonomy places the organism in Eukaryota, Fungi, Ascomycota, Dothideomycetes, Pleosporales, Pleosporaceae. The record is from RefSeq and is a predicted model, not a curated record. Gene Ontology annotation, biological process: protein phosphorylation. The transcript has a single exon.